Molecule: messenger RNA, 1133 nt
Organism: Xenia sp. Carnegie-2017
Lineage: Eukaryota; Metazoa; Cnidaria; Anthozoa; Malacalcyonacea; Xeniidae
Product: glucose-induced degradation protein 4 homolog
Biological process (GO): protein targeting to vacuole; negative regulation of gluconeogenesis; protein catabolic process in the vacuole
Cellular component (GO): extrinsic component of membrane; GID complex
Source: RefSeq, a predicted model, not a curated record
UCGGUCAAAUGAAAUGUUAUGAUUUGACAUAUCAACAUUAAUUCAAUACAAAAUGCCGGGACUGAAAAUUCAAUGCGAACCUUUACCGCCGAAAUUUAAUCAACCAGGGCUGCCGCAUACUUUAUACAGCGGUAGUCGUUUUCAGGGUCAAAAGAGCAAAGGAAACAGUUACGAUGUUGAAGUAGUUUUACAGCACGUUGAUGAAGAAAACGCGUUUCUUUGUGGCUAUCUAAAAAUAAUAGGUUUAACAGAGGAAUAUCCAUUAUUAACCACAUAUUUUGAUGGUGAAAUAAUUUGUGAUAAACAUCCAUUUCUAACAAGAAAAUGGGAGGCAAACGAAGAAGUUGACAGAAAACACUGGGGAAAGUUCCCUCUAUUUUAUCAAUUUGCCAAGAAUUUCAACAGCGAUAACUUUGAUUACAGACAGCUAAAUAAUUUGGACUUUGCAUUCAUGAGGUGGAAAGAACAUUUUCUUGUACCAGACCAUACAAUUAAAGACAUAAACGGUGCUUCGUUUGCCGGCUUCUAUUACAUAUGUUUCCAAAAGUCCACAGCAACCAUGGAAGGCUACUAUUAUCACAAAACAUCCGAAUGGUUUCAGACAUUAAACCUUCAUCAUGUUCCUGAUCAUAGUCCAUCUAUCUUUGAGUUCAGAUGAUAUUACUUUCGUAAAUAAAAAACUGUCAACCAAUACCUAAUUAUUGCCUCCACUUGUAAAACUCUAUCUACUCGAAAAGCUAUUAAUCAACUAUAUGAACAUACAUUGUCCAGCUACUAACAAAUACUAAAAUACUAAAAAUUUUUAUGUCUUAAGUAAACAAUAUGUCACUUCUCAAAACAGAGUUCUGGAGUUUGUUCAAUUGAUCUUUUGUGAUUUAUUAACAUUAGGCAUUGAACUGUGAGCAUGACAGAAUUAAUAUGAGUUCAUUGAUUUUACAAACAUUGGAUUUCACAAAAAAAACAUAUGGUUGAUAAUUUGACACAAAGCAUGAUGAAGAUACUUUGUGUUUUUAACAAAUGUUAGAGCUUUGUUUUGAAAGUGGACUGAAUUAAAUACCAACUGCAUAAAUUAUGCAGUCUAAAUCUUGCAAAUAUAUAAAUAAAAAAUGCUUUCAAUAAAAACACAAAACUGA